Dermochelys coriacea (leatherback sea turtle) is the source of this 2101-nucleotide messenger RNA. RefSeq names its product DAP3 binding cell death enhancer 1 (gene DELE1). The record is from RefSeq and is a predicted model, not a curated record. Bases 124 to 1590 code for a protein of 488 amino acids. Gene Ontology annotation, molecular function: protein binding. The transcript is spliced from 13 exons. Lineage: Eukaryota; Metazoa; Chordata; Testudines; Dermochelyidae.
CAUUUGGCCCCCUCUAGUCCUCACUUUCCUUCUUCAUGGUUUCUGCCGGUCCCCUCCACCCCUGACGUUCCACUCUGUGGUCUCUCGCGCGGUGCUAUCUGGGAGCCGGGACGCGGGAGCGGGAUGUGGAGGCUGUCGGGGCUGCUGAGCCGAGCCCUUCACCGUCUCCAUGUGCUGAAUGCUUCAAGCUCUGUCCAUGGGAUCCCAACCCUCCCUGGUAAUGAGGAGCUCCGGAAUGCCACCUCAGCGCUCAAUGCUGGACAGACUCCAUCUGAACAGAGUUAUUUACUCUCACCCGGCUGGCAGAGCGGACGGGGUCGAGAUGGCUGGGAGCAAGGGAAUGAGCAGCGAUCCUUCUUGAACCUGCAGCCUCACUACACAGUCCUGGAUGCCUUCACCUGGGGCGCACUAGCUGUGCUUGCUCUGCAGUUGGCCAGGCAGAUCCCAUGGCUGAGCCCUGUGCCAGGGGCUGGAAGAGAGGAUGGGCAUUCCCGGGUGGGUGGGCUCCUCUCUUCUCUGCUGCCUCAUCAGCACUCAGUGCCAGUUGCAGGCUCAUCCAGUUGCAGCAGUAACCAGAAAGUGCCCUGCUUCCUGCUGGGAGGGAUUCCAGACACUGCGCCAGAGACUCCAUCCCCUGGCAUCCCCUCAGGGCAAGGAGAGCACCAGCUCUGCCCAGAAACAGGGGAGCGUCCAUUCCCUGAGAGCUGCAACACCAGCCUGGGGCCAGCCCACUGCAGUGCACAGGGGCUGUCAUUUUCCACUCUCCAGGGGAAGCCAGCACAGCAGGAAUGCCUGGAGGAAGCAGCUACCCAGCUGCAGCAGGUGUUCCGGGUCAGCGUUUCCAUUGCACUCAAUAUCCUUGGGAUUGAAAGUGUGAGUAAUGGCCACGACAGGGCAGCCUAUUCCUGCUUCAAGCUGGCAGCAGAUCGGGGCUACAGCAAAGCCCAGUUCAACGUGGGCCUGUGUUAUGAGCAUGGAAGAGGCACGGAGAAAGACCUGGCAAAGGCGGCCCUCUAUUACCAUCGUGCAGCCAGCAAUGGGCACCCCAUGGCCCAGUACCGCUAUGCCAGGUUCCUCUUAUGCCAUGGGCCCAAAACUGAAGGAGCUGACAUGCAGAAGGCAGUGGCUCUGCUGGAGCAGGCAGCCACAGCAGGGCUAGUGGAGGCACAGGCCUACCUUGGGGUGCUCUACAUGAAAGGGCUGAAGUCUGCAAAGCAGAGGGCUCUGAAAUACCUGUGGCUGGCAGUGAAGAAUGGGGAUUCCCAAAGCAGGUACCAUGUUGGUGUUUGCUAUGAGAAGGGCUUUGGAGUACACCAGAACUUCACAGAAGCAAUGGAGCAUUACCAGCACUCGGCUGCUGCGGGAAACAGACAUGCUCAGGAGAGAGUGCGAGUUGUUGAGCAGGAGAUGGCACCCGCAGAGAGCAGCCAUCCAGCACCUUCUGGAAUGAGAGCGUUCUCCUCCAGCCCCUGCCUCUGGGUCCUGGAGCAACUAGCAGAGCAGCGCCAGGCUUCUCUGAUGGGAUGUCGUGCUUUAUCCCUGCCCCACUCCUGGAGCACAGGCAGUCUGGCGGGGGCUGACAUCAGCUGACUGAGAUGGAAUCCAGCCCCGGAACACACGGGUCCUCUGCUCUGCUGCCUUCCUCCUUGCUGGUCAGCUGAUCUCCAGGCUGGGCUUCUUGCUCCCCCACCCCCUGGCUGCAUGCUGGACCCUGAUACACUGCAGCCUGGCUCCUGCCCCUGUGGGAAAGCUGGGGAACAAGAGGCAGCUGUGGGUAGUUCCCAGUCAGGCAGGGACACAGAAACCACAGCGUUAGUCAUCUGGUGCAACACCAUGGGGGAUGUGGGAGAGAAAUGCUGAAUUCUAAUGCAUCUUGGCAAAAUGUAUUGGUCCACAGCUGUGGAGUCAUAGAACCCAUGAACUCUGAUUGAGAGGAACAGGGCAAGUCUCACCUCUCCAAGCUGUACUUUCAGUCUCUCUGAAGACUCAGGCAGGCAUUACUGUAUCAGUUACACUUGGCCACAUUUAUGAGGUUUUCGUCACAACCAUAAAGGCUAAAAACAUUUUUAUUUUAAAUAAAAUUGAAGAUUCUGGAGCCUGA